Molecule: messenger RNA, 5214 nt
Organism: Drosophila eugracilis
Lineage: Eukaryota; Metazoa; Arthropoda; Insecta; Diptera; Drosophilidae
Gene: lgs
Product: protein BCL9 homolog
Exons: 7
Coding region: 341-4840 (1499 amino acids)
Source: RefSeq, a predicted model, not a curated record
CCAAACAGGAUGUGCGAAGUCUAGCUUAUACAGAUUGUGGUGGCCGGUCACUCCAAAAAAGUUCGUGGCAACUUUUAACAGUGCAAAUUAAAAAUCGUAGUCAAAAUACAUAUAUCUUUAAACAUAAGUUGAUGAUACUCAUGUUAUGAUAAUAAUACAUAUGUACUUAUGUAUACAUAAAAUUGUGAAACAGCGCAAGUUAAUCGAAAGAAAAUUUGAAAUAAUCCGGAAGAAUAAAGUCACUUUUGGCGUUCAUUAUGAUCGCUUCAAAGAUAUUUGGCUAGUGUACGACAGUGUACGUGUAUGUUAUUUUUGAUGUACACAUGAAUGCCAAACUACAAUGCUCUCGACAACAACGUCCCGCAGUCCAGCCCAGGCACAAUCACGACCGAACGCCGAUGCCCCAACAAGUGCAUCUGAAACAAAUUCCGGAAAGGGAAUCGGGAAUGGGGUCGUCGGCACCAGCAGGAACUCUCCGAAGACCCUCAAAAGCGAAGCCUUCCCUUCUCUUUCGCCGGAUCAAAUGAAAGCAAUGCCAGAAGAAGGUGCAGAUCAAAAAGUCCUUUCCCAUAGUGACAAAGCUGUUGGCACUCCAACUAGUGGUAACGGAGGUGGUGGAAAUAUUAUGGCAGAUGCACAAGCAUCGCAGUCGUCCUUAGGCACUAUUGUUGGUACUCCGAUGCUAAGGCAGAAUUCCUCGAGCAGCAUUAACUCGUGUCUGGUCCCCUCUCCAAACAACACCAGCGAACACUCAAAUAGCAGCAGUGGUCAAGUGAUCGAUUGCGACGAUCAUGCGAAAAAGAAGAAGUCCAAUGUGAAGGACGAUGAUGUCGUCUCAACAGGAAAAAGUUCUAGUAAGUCAAAAGGCUUAACUACUGGUACCGGGUCUGGAACAGGGCCCACAUCUGGUUUACCACUUAGCAUUGCUAUCAAGGAAGAACCUGCUGACGUUUUGACCAGCUUAGCGAAUAUAAAAAAAGAAGAAAGUGAAAUUCACUCUCCAAAUAUGUCUCCUGUUGGGUUCGGAUCUAUUGGUAAUGCACAAGACAGCUCCGCUACGCCAGUAAAAAUAGAAAGAAAUACAACCGAUAGUAUAACGGAAAAAAAACCUGCAUUGGUAUUAAAUAAUGACGAAAUGGGCAUGGAAGGCGUUAGUUGCAAUCUGUUAAACCCGGAUAUUAUCAGUGAAUCUUUGAAUGAUCCCCCUAUCUCAAGCAUAUUGGCUAUUGGCUUGAAUGCUACGCACGUUAGUGGAGUUGGACCAGGACCAGGAGUUGGAGCUGGGGUGGGUAACCUUUUAACCGGUAAUGGCAAUGGCACCUCUUCGGGUGCCAGUAAUUGUUUGGAUUACAUGCAACAACAAAAUCACAUAUUCGUGUUUUCAACUCAACUGGCUAACAAGGGAGCCGAAUCAGUUUUAAGCGGCCAAUUCCAAACUAUAAUUGCAUAUCACUGCACACAGCCAGCAACAAAAAACUUUCUCGAAGACUUCUUUAUGAAGAAUCCCCUAAAAAUGAAUAAAUUGCAGCGACACAAUGCUUUGGGAAUGCCUUGGCUAGGUACCGGACCGGGAGGAUCAAAUGUUUCUAGUCCUUUAUCAAAGAUUACACAUCAGCAGACACAUUCAAAGCCCAUAGGUCUUUUGAAAAAUCAAUUUAGUCAAAAUGAAAACAGUAAACGGAGUACUGUGAAUUCAUCGAGCUUCAUCGACCAGUCAGAUCCCUUGGUCAAUGAGAAUGAAUUGAUGUGCUGGGAGAGCGGACCCGGAAGCAGCGGUGCUAGUGUCACUGCCCAAAGCUCUCAAAGUAUAGACGGUAUUAGUUCUUCCAAUGAAUCGCAAGCUAUAAAAAUACUUGAAGCAGCUGGUGUUGACUUGGGACAGGUCACAAAAGAAAGCGACUCAGGACUGGUCCACGAGAACAAUAUUGUUUCGCUGCAAGGAGUUAAGGUUCCAGACGAAAAUCUUACACCACAACAACGUCAACAUCGGGAAGAGCAGCUAGCAAAAAUAAAGAAAAUGAAUCAAUUUCUUUUUCCAGAAAAUGAAAGUUCUGUCGGACCCAGUGUGAGCUCACAGUUGUCAAAGAUACCAGGCGAACUGAUGAUGGGAACACAGAGUGGCGGAGGAACUGUAGUAAACUCUCAAAUGCUACAAAUGCAUUUGCCAGGAAGUGGAAAAUCAGAGCUCUUGGCUGCAACAACUUCAGGGCUUGCGGAGGAGGGUGUUUUGCCUGGUGAUGUUAUAUCAGAUAUGGGUGCUGUAAUGGCAUGCAAUAGCCAGAAAGGCAACCUUCAAUGCGGAUCUGGAGUAGGAGCUGGGCCUGUACCUGGAACUAAUGCAGGGUCAAUAAAUGCCAAUAUGCAUUGCUCAAGCUCUGGCCCUCCAAACGGCAGUAUGAUGGGAAGCUCAACAGAUAUUCUGUCUUCGUUUGGCACUACCAGUUGCAAUAUAAAUGUCAUCGGCUCGGUACCAGAUAUGUCAAAAGAGCUUUCGAAUCAAGAUACCCUAUCCCAUUCACACCAAGGGGGAGUGGCUCAAAUGGAGUGGUCAAAGAUUCAACAGCAAUUCUUUGAAGAGCGCCUAAAGGCAGGGAAAACCAGACAAUCGGUCGGUUCUGUCGUACCGCUACAGCAGACGUCUUCUGGAAAUGGCGGUGUUUCGGCAAGUAGUCAAGUGCGUUCUCUGCAGGGACCGCCACCUCCAUACCAUUCCACCCAACGAUCUGCCUCAGUGCCCAUAGCCACUCAGUCGCCCAAUCCAUCGAGUCCUAACAAUCUGUCACUUCCCUCACCGCGCACAACUGGUGCAUCCUUGGGUUUGCCAACCCACUCACCCAGCAUGGAUAGCACUACGUCAUUGUCUGGAUCUGCUCCUCCGGCCAUUACCACGGCAUCCCUAUCAGGCACAACAGGAGUUCUCUCAGCAAACAAAAAUUGUUUUCAGAGUGAAACCCCAUCACCGUCAAAUCAAAAUCGGAAUCGCAAUAGCGGAUCAUCAGGCGUACUCACUCAUAACUUAAACAGUAAUCCGAGCACUCCGCUGUCCCACCUCUCCCCAAAGGAUUUGGAGCCGUUUGUUCAGUCCUCUGCUGGGGAUAACAUAAAAAGUAGACGACCAAGUCCACAGGGUCAACAGUCGCCAGGAAGCGGUUUUUUAGAAGCAAAUGUCGAAGCAAGAUUUUCGGCAUCCAGUCCUGGUGUUAUAUUUAAUGCACACCAGCAUAUGCAAAGUAAUACGAAUUCAGGAUUAAGUUCCUAUAAAGUAGGCACUUCUAAUAUACAAAUGGAGCGUCAAGUCCCAACCCAAGGAGGAUCCGUACAAUUCAAUAGACGGUGUGAUAAUAUUCCUUUGAAUCCCAACAGUGGCAAUCGCCCGCCACCAAACAAGAUGACUCAGAAUUUUGAUCCAAUCUCUUCUUUGGCGCAAAUGUCACAACAAUUAACAAGCUGUGUGUCUAGUUUGGGCAGUCCAGCCGGUACUGGUGGAAUGACUAUGAUGGGGGGUCCAGGAUCGGCAGACAUUAAUAUUGACCAUGGAAUGAUUUCGGGAUUAGAAGGACACGGAAUGGAUGCUAUAAAUCAAAAUAACUGCCACCCAAUGAAUGUCGUGAUGAAUUCAAUGGGUCAGAAAAUAAUUAACUCAAAAAUGUGCGCUCCUGGAAGUUUAAAUGGACCACCAGGCUUUAACUCUAAUUCGCCCAAUGUGUUAAGAGAGACUCCUCUUGGGUCGGGUCCAGUUUCUGGUCCCGGAUCGGCAAACGCUUCCAACUUUCAAGGCAUUGUGCAACCUGGUCCUAGAAUGAUGAGUCGAAUGCCCGUCAAUUUUGGUUCGAAUUUCAAUCCGAAUAUUCAAGUUAAGGCGAGUACUCCGAACACCAUACAAUACAUGCCUGUGAGGCCGCAAAACGCCAACAACAACAAUAAUAAUGGAGGUGGCAACGUGCGAAUGCCACCUAGUCUCGAGUUUUUACAGAGGUAUGCUAAUCCACAAAUGGCUCCUGUAGGCAAUGGUUCUUCGAUCUGUGCACCAACUGUUGGGGAAGGUGGGCAGGGAAUGAUGGUAGGGUCUGGAUCAGGAGCCAUAUUAAUUAACUCUCCCGGCGAGCAGCACCAGAACAAGAUAUCAAAUAACCCUGUCACAGGCAAUGGCAUAAACUUUUUUCAGAACUGCAAUCAAAUAGCAAUUAUGGACGAAGAGGGAGGAUUAUCCCACGAUGUCCCAAUAAAUAUUGGUCAACCGUCAUUGAUACGGGGCAUGCGUCCUCAUGCCAUGCGACCGCAUGCAAUGGGUCCACGAAUGCAAGCUUCGACCAAUAGGCAGAUUCAGUUUGCACAUGCGUCGGAUGGCCUGGACUGCGUUGGUGAUCCCACAGCAUUUUUUAACAACGCUAAUUGCAAUAGUGGAGCACCACCCAUGUUUGUAUCAUCACAACAGUCCAAUCAGGCCAAGCCUCAACAGCUGAAGAACAUGCCUAGCGGAAUGUGUCAAAGCCAAACUGUUCUGGGAGUUAUCCCUGCAGUGGCGCAAGGACACUUACAUCUGCAGAGUCAAGGACAAGGACAAAGUCAGAGUCAGCCCUUAAUUGGACCCAGCAACAAUAGUUUAGUUUCAGCUGCCGGAAAUGUUGGUCAUAGCAACGGUGUCUCUGCCAUCAACUUUGUGGGUCCCUCGUCUAACGAUCUGAAGUAUGCACAGCAAUAUCACAGUUUUCAGCAGCAAUUGUACGCAACUAACACUAGAAGUCAGCAACAACAACAGAUGCACCAGCAGCACCAAGGCAACAUGAUAACGAUGCCGCCCAACCUAUCACCAAAUCCAGCGUUUUUUGUAAACAAAUAAACAAUAAACUUGGUGCCGCCAUGUUUGAUUAAUAGAAUCCAGGAUAAGACAUCAUUCUCCAAUUAAGAUGUUUACUUUUGUUAAGGUAAAAGUUUUUGCUAAGGAGAAAAUAAACAUUUGUAAAUGCAAAAAAAAAAUUUAAUUUGUAACAUUAGGACGAGUCAUAUCCAUUUAAAAUCUAUCAUCCCAUUCGUAUAAAAAUAUUUGGACAGUUAUUUAAAUACUAUAGAUAGUCGCAUUGCGAAUAUGUACAAAUAAUAAAACAUCGAACCUUUAGUUGCAGCUUUUUUCUGUUGUUAAUUAAAACUUAUGCUGCUCUUUGUAUUAAAUAUAAUUUAAAAAUACAUAUGUAAACCGCAGAUAAAAUAUUUUUC